GACAGCUCCUUGCCCAGAAUCGCCCCAGCAGGCACCACACUGACCCCGGAUUCUGACCCAGAGAGCGUGAAGACGCUGAGCUCUGACGCCCAGCGCGGACAGAACAGCACCCUGCCUCCUCUCAGUCCAGAGAGUGAAGUCCGCCGCGUGUUCAAGGCUAGUUCCAGGGCCUGGCAGGCGAAGAGCUCCUCUGUGUCCACCCCACCUCCCAUCCAGAUUGGUGGCCUGGUGACCCAGGAGGCCCCCCCUCAGGACAGCCCAGGCAGCUGGAUCAACUCCUCCCCUGACAGCAGUGAGACUCUGUCAGAGAUCCCGGCGUCCCACAAAGAAAGAAAGGAGAUCCUGACCAGCACCAAGUGCAUCUCGGUGAAGGCCGCCCGGCGGCGCUCACGGGCCCUGGGCACUGGGGGGCGCCACCUGCCGGCGCCCGCGACAGAGCGCAGCAGCCUGUCCCUGCACUCGCUGAGCGAGGCGGACGACGCGCGGCCCCCGGGCCCACUGGCCUGCAAACGGCCGCCGAGCCCCACCCUGCAGCAUGCUGCCAGCGAGGACAACCUGUCCAGCAGCACGGGCGAGGGCCCCUCCCGGACGGGCGGGCCUCGCGGUGAGGGCUCUGGGCCCUGGCUGCGUGGCCAGAAGAAGAGCCUGGGCAAGAAAAAGGAGGAGUCGCUGGAGGCGAAGAGGAGGAGGCGACGGUCCCGGUCCUUCGAGGUCACGGGGCAAGGGCUCUCCCGCCCCAAGACGCACCUCCUGGGGCCCCGUCAGGUGGAGAGCAUCUCGGACCACAAGAUGCCCGCGUGCAGACACCCAGCCCCCGGCCUCCGACAUCAGGGAAAGGUCACGCUGCCUUUGGCCAAAGUCAGACUCCCUCCAAGUCAGAACACAGGCCCUGGGGACACCUCGCCCCUUGCUGUGCCCCCCAACCCAGCUGGCGUUUCCCGACGGGCUACACGUGGGCCUCACCUGCCCCACGGCUCAAACACCCAUGGCAAAGAGGGACGCUUCCAGCCUAACUAAGGGUCCCCGCCUGGAACUUGCCCCCCAAGACUGGAUGGG
Messenger RNA from Carlito syrichta (Philippine tarsier), 1056 nucleotides. RefSeq names its product kinesin-like protein KIF19. The record is from RefSeq and is a predicted model, not a curated record. Lineage: Eukaryota; Metazoa; Chordata; Mammalia; Primates; Tarsiidae. The transcript has 6 exons. The annotation marks the transcript as partial.